ACUUACUGUGUGCUUCUUACACAGAGGAACAAUGACAAUCUCUUCAUUUGGAUGGGUAAAAUAUCCUCUGAUUUAUUAGGAGCCAAUGAUGGCGGCAGUUACAGAGCCGCUCCUCGAAACACUGGAGGAUCUGACAGAUGAAGAACUCAAAACCUUUAAAUGGUUCCUGCAGCAGGCUGAAAUCCUGGAACGCUUCCCAGCCAUUCCAAAGAGCCAUUUAGAGAAGGCAGACAGGCUGGACACACUGGACCUCAUCAUGCACACGUAUCACGAGCACUCUAUGGAGGUGACCAUGAAAGUGUUGACAAAGAUCAGCAGGAACGAUCUUGUGCAGAGGUUGUCCUGCAUCAGCUCAGGAUCCGAAUAUUUCCUGCAGCCACGACCUAAACCUCCACAACACAUGGCAUUGUACCAGCACUCACUCCAAUCCCACCUCCAGAACAGAUUUAUGUGUGCACAAGAAGGAUGGACUCAAAGAAUGGAUAAAAAACAGUUAGAUGACAUCUACAUAGAGCUCUAUAUCACAUAUGGGAGGGUUGUGAACAUCAACACGCAGCAUGAAGUCAGGAUAAUUGGGAUGGCAUUAAGAGAACCAGGACAAAUAGAGGAAGCAGUCAAACUCAGUAAUAUCUUCAAACACCCCUCUGGAAAAUCCACACCUGUAAGAACAGUGCUGACCAAUGGGAUUGCAGGAAUUGGCAAAACAUUCCUUGUACACAAGUUCAUUCUUGACUGGGCUGAAAGAAGAGCAAAUCAAGAUGUGCACCUCAUGUUCCCCCUCACAUUCCGCCAGCUGAAUUUGCUAAAGGGGAGGAUAAUUUCUUUUGCUGAGCUUAUUCACAAGUGUAUCAGGGAAACCAAAGACAUGAGGAAGGACGAUCUUAGUGAGAUCUUCACAACCCUACAGGCUUCAGGAAACACCAACUACGACAAGAGCAAAUUGAAACUUCUCUUUGUACUCGAUGGUCUGGACGAAAGUCGACUUGAGCUCGACUUCACUGCUGACAAAACCCCCUGCAUUGAUGUGACACAGUCAGUGAAAGUAGAAGUCCUGGUGGCAAGCCUCAUCAAGGGGGAACUGCUGCCUUCAGCUCGCCUUUGGAUAACCACACGCCCAGCAGCAGCCAAUCAGAUCCCUCCGGACUUUGUGGACAUCAUGACAGAGGUGAGAGGAUUCACUGACCCACAGAAAGAGGAGUACUUUAGGAAAAGGUUCAGGGACGAGGAGCUGUGUGGCAGAAUCAUCUCCCACGUCAAAGCAUCCCGCAGCCUCCACAUCAUGUGUCACAUUCCAGUCUUCUGCUGGAUCACUGCUACAGUUCUGGAGGACUUGUUGAAAACCAGUGGGGGAGGAGAGCUGCCCAAGACCCUGACGGAGUUGUACACAGAGUUCUUGAUGUUUCAGAUCAGACAGACAAAGCAGAAGUAUGGCACAGAGCAGAGCAUUGCACACAUUCAUUCACUUGCAAAACUGGCUUUUCACCAGCUGGAGAAGGGGAACCUCAUCUUUUAUGAAAAAGAUCUUAAAGAGAGCGGCAUUGAUUUUGAAAAAGCAUCAGUUUACUCUGGGGUGUUCACAGAGAUCUUUAAAAAAGAGCGGCGGUGGAGGAGGGACAAGGAUGGGGAUAAGAUGUUCAGCUUUGUGCAUCUGAGUAUUCAGGAGUUUUUGGCGGCAGUUUAUGUCGUGCAGUCACUCAUUAACAGGAAGAAAAAUGUGAUGGUGCAGCAACAGCUUAAGUUCCAAAACGUGCAGAUGCUUUUUAGCAAACCGUCCAUUGCCUCAAUCCAAAAAAUGGCAGUUGACAAAGCUUUAGAGAGUCCAGAUGGACACCUGGACUUGUUCCUCCGCUUCCUUCUGGGUCUCUUCAUGGAGGCCAAUCAGAAUAACCUACAGGAGCUGCUGAAACACUCAAUAAGUACUUCAGAGGCCAAUCAGGAAACAGUGCAGUACAUUAAGGAAAAGAUCGGAGAGAAUCCCUCUCCAGAGAGGUGCAUCAACCUGUUUCACUGUCUGAAUGAACUACAUGACCGUUCUCUAGUGGAGGAGAUCCAACAGUACCUGAGCUCGGGAAGGCUCUCCAGCAAAAAUCUAUCUCCUGCUCAGUGGUCAGCUCUGGUCUUCAUCCUUCAGUGCUCAGAAGAAGAUAGAGAUGAGUUUGACCUCAGGAAGUACUCUGCUUCAGAGGAAGGACUCCUGAGGCUGCUGCCAGUGGUCAGGAACUCUGUUGUGUUCUUGCUGAGUGGCUGUAACCUGUCAGAGAGAAGCUGCGCAGCUCUGUCCUUAGUCCUCAACUCCCUCUCCUCCUGUCUGAGAGAGCUGGACCUGAGUAACAACAACCUGCAGGAUUCAGGAGUGAAGCUGCUCUCUGGUGGACUGAAGGGUCCACACUGUAGACUGGAAACUCUCAGGCUGAGUGGCUGUAACCUGUCAGAGAGAAGCUGUGCAGCUCUGUCCUCGGUCCUCAGCUCCCACUCCUCCAGGCUGAGAGAGCUGGACCUGAGUAACAACGUCCUGCAGGAUUCAGGAGUGAAGCUGCUCUGUGAUGGACUGAUAAGCUGCUGCUGUAAAAUGGAAAUGAUCAGGUUGGAUGUAUGUAACCUGUCAGAGAGAAGCUGUGCAGCUCUGUCCCCAGUCCUCGGCUCCUACUCCUCCUGUCUGAGAGAGCUGGAUCUGAGUAACAAUGACCUGCAGGAUUCAGGAGUGAAGCUGCUCUCUGGUGGACUGGAGAGUCCACACUGCAGACUGGAAACCCUCAGGUUGUCGGGCUGCCUGGUCACAGAGGAAGGUUGUGCUUCUCUGUCCUCCGCUCUGAGCUCGAACCCGUCCUAUCUGAGAGAGCUGGACCUGAGAUACAAUCACCCCGGAGGCUCAGGGCUGACGCAGCUCUUUGCUGGAGUGAAGGACCCACGGUGGAGACUGGACACUCUCAGUGUGGAUCAUUCUGGCGAGCACUGGUUGAAAUCCGGACUAGAGAAGUACGCAUGUGCAAUCACCCUGGACCCAAACACUGCAAACGCAUACCUCUCUCUGUCUGAGGACAACAGGACGGUGACACUGGUGAGGGAGAGGCAGCCGUAUCCUGAUCACCCAGAGAGAUUCCACCACUGGAAGCAGCUGCUGUGCACCAAUGCUCUGACUGGCCGCUGUUACUGGGAGGUGGAGAGGAAAGGGUGGGUGUCCGUGGGAGUGACCUACAGAGGCAUCAGACGAAAAGGAAAAGGUUCCGACUGCUGCCUCGGUCUCAAUGACAAGUCAUGGAGCGUGUGCUGCUCUCGAGGUCGCUUCUCUGUCUUCACCAACAACAAAAUCCACCCGAAUGUAUGCAUAUGUGAUCCUAGCACUGUUUCGGAGAAAGUGGCAGUGUAUUUGGACUGGUCUGCUGGCUCUGUGUCCUUCUACAGAGUCUCCUCUGACAGACUGCUCCACCUCCACACCUUCAACUGCACAUUCACUGAACCUUUCUACCCUGCGUUCGGGUUUGAGCAUCUGAUCAGGCUCGACUCCACUGUGUCUCUGUGUCAGGAGGGAGAGUCACCUCCUGCGGACAGACAAGAUCCCACAGGACAAGCAAAUCCUUUACAAGAACAGGGAGUUUAAAUAUGUUAAAUAGAAAUCAUGUUGUAAAUAUUCAAAAUUGUUUAAGAUUCCUAGCGGUGACAUUGUAUCUUGCAACCAACCACCUCACCUAACCCAAGUACUGUAUAUAGGGGAACCACAACUUGUAACAUGGCAGGCUCCACUCCUGAUGUAGAUUAACAUUCAUUCUAAUGCAACAAAAACACAACAAUGUCAGGUAAUUGUACACAAAUGAAAUCACCAUUUUAAAAACCAUGCUUCAUUUCUGCUGAUAAAUCACUGGACCUUUAAAAGAUAAGGCAGACAUUGUUGCAGCACCCUGUUUACCUUAUUUAUCCGUUUGUGUAAUGUUUUUUAUCCUCUCUUACUUAAUAAAACAAUUAUUUUCU
Limanda limanda (common dab) is the source of this 3966-nucleotide messenger RNA. Its product is annotated as NACHT, LRR and PYD domains-containing protein 12-like. The transcript has 9 exons. Gene Ontology annotation, molecular function: protein binding. The record is from RefSeq and is a predicted model, not a curated record. Lineage: Eukaryota; Metazoa; Chordata; Actinopteri; Pleuronectiformes; Pleuronectidae. Bases 86 to 3598 code for a protein of 1170 amino acids.